AAUCGGACGAGCAAGCCUUGAGCACCUGAAUUCAGCAUGACAGAGGAGGUGAAGCAGUUUUUGCACCGCUUCAACACCUCCGGCAAGAAGCAGCGGGAACUUACCGAGGAGCAGAAGCAAGAGCUUAAAGAGGUCUUCGACCUGUAUGACAUUGACGGCUCAGCGUCUAUCGACAACUCAGAGCUAAAGGGGCUGAUGCAUAUGCUGGGCUUCUCGACAACAUCUCGAGAGGAGCUGGUGGCAAUGAUGAUGGCCGUUGACAAGGAUGGUUCCGGGGAAAUAGAGCUGGAUGAAUUUCUUCAGAUGAUGGCACCGAAAGUGUUGGGCCGAGAGCCUUCCGCCAUUAUCAGAAAGGCCUAUCCCCUUUUCACCGAGCCAGAGAGCGGCCUUAUCACCUGGCACAGCUUACGGGCCCUGGCGGACGAUUUGGGCUUGGUCUUCAGCGAUCACGAGUUGCAAGAGAUGAUUGAUGACGCUGAUGAGUCCGGUGAUGGCCUCUUGCAGGAAGAUGAGUUUCUCAAUGUCAUGAGAAGAGCAAAGCUCUUCUGAGGCCUCAACCUUGUUUCACUCGGCUCAAUGGCCGGAAUUGUGAUGCUAGGCGGAACUUACUGUUGUUUAGUUGAAUGGCAUUGCUGUUGAAGUGAGCACAACAUCGCAACGUGCAACCACCGUAUUGGUUCAAUGUUCAUCAGACAAUAUCCUGGCAGAAUGACGCA
Effrenium voratum is the source of this 716-nucleotide messenger RNA. Lineage: Eukaryota; Dinophyceae; Suessiales; Symbiodiniaceae. The record is from the annotation of a GenBank genome assembly.